CUGCAUCUCUCUCUCUCUCCCUCUCUCUUUCCCUCUCCUGCAUCUUCCCACCCUGCUCUGCUGCAUCAGCACCAACCUCUCUCCAUCCUUAGAGCAUCUUCCUCCUCCCAGCUUGGCUGAGCAGGGAAGGCUCAGUUUACCCAUUACUGCAAUUACCAGUAACCCUCCUUCCCGCCCUCCUCCUCCUCCUCCACCACCACCACCCCAAAGAAGAGGGGUCUUCGCCAGCCACCGUGUCUGUCUGUUGAGCCACACGGAGGGUGGGGGAGAAGACCCACAGAGGACCCACAGCCUCGCCAGGAAGCAAGCGCAAUGAAGGAUCGCACCCAGGAGUUGAGAAGUGCCAAAGACAGCGACGAUGAGGAAGAGGUGGUGCACGUGGACCGAGACCAUUUCAUGGAUGAGUUCUUCGAACAGGUGGAGGAGAUCCGCGGCUGCAUUGAGAAACUCUCGGAAGAUGUGGAACUGGUGAAGAAGCAGCACAGCGCCAUCUUGGCUGCCCCCAACCCAGAUGAAAAGACCAAGCAGGAACUGGAGGAUCUCACAGCUGACAUCAAGAAGACUGCCAACAAGGUGCGCUCCAAGUUGAAAGCGAUUGAGCAGGGAAUCGAGCAGGAAGAGGUGCAGAACCGAUCCUCGGCUGACUUGCGGAUCCGGAAAACGCAGCACUCGACCCUUUCCCGCAAGUUUGUGGAGGUGAUGACGGAAUACAACACAACCCAGUCCAAAUAUCGAGACCGAUGCAAGGACCGUAUCCAGAGGCAGCUGGAGAUAACUGGCAGGACAACAACUAACGAGGAGCUAGAAGACAUGCUGGAGAGCGGAAAGUUGGCAAUCUUCACCGACGACAUCAAAAUGGACUCACAGAUGACGAAGCAGGCCCUGAACGAGAUCGAAACCCGGCACAACGAGAUUAUCAAACUGGAAACCAGCAUCCGGGAGCUCCAUGACAUGUUUGUGGACAUGGCUAUGCUGGUGGAGAGCCAGGGGGAGAUGAUUGACCGCAUUGAAUACAAUGUCGAGCACUCCGUUGAUUACGUGGAAAGAGCCGUCUCUGACACCAAGAAAGCUGUAAAAUACCAGAGCAAGGCUCGGAGGCCUUCAUCAUGUCAUCUCUGCAUAAAAAGAGAUCAAAAUCCAGAAAAAAAGAACAAAGAAAACUUAGAUUUUUUGAUCUUUUUUACAAAAAAAAAAUCCAAUAUAACACACAAACCAACAAAAAACUGUUUGGAAAAAAAAAGAUACGACGACGCAAAGAUAAAAAGACAAACCUAACGAACGUGUCGAAAACCCCUUGACUUUCCAUUUUGGGUAUUGAUCUGUGUAUUGUUUCAAUGUAGGCGGUUUAUUGUAGUCUGUGGCGUAUUUGCUAAGAAACAACAACUUUUUAAAAAAAACUUCCUUUUU
Lacerta agilis (Sand lizard) is the source of this 1407-nucleotide messenger RNA. RefSeq names its product syntaxin 1B (gene STX1B). NCBI's taxonomy places the organism in Eukaryota, Metazoa, Chordata, Lepidosauria, Squamata, Lacertidae. Gene Ontology annotation, cellular component: plasma membrane; endomembrane system; SNARE complex. Bases 313 to 1275 code for a protein of 320 amino acids. The transcript has 10 exons. Gene Ontology annotation, biological process: intracellular protein transport; vesicle fusion; exocytic insertion of neurotransmitter receptor to postsynaptic membrane. The record is from RefSeq and is a predicted model, not a curated record. Gene Ontology annotation, molecular function: SNAP receptor activity; SNARE binding.